UAUGAACUUGUUUACUUUCCUUAUCUCCAAAAGAUUGCAUUUUUCACUUUUCUUUUAUUGAGAACAAGAAGGACAGUGAUCCUCAUGGUGCACCUUUUUCAUACAGACUCGUAUUAAUUUGUGUAAAUUUUGAGUGUGUUUCAUUUCAAUGUUCAAUCAUGCUCAUUUCUUGUACUAUCUGCAGUGACUUGUUCACAGGGAAUGACUCCGAGUCAAUAUGCUGCACUCCGUGUGGUCAUAUGUUCCAUUACAUUUGUCUCAUGAAUUGGUUUGAAAGGGUGAAAAGUUGUCCGCAAUGUCGACAAAGAGCCUCUGAAAACAACAUUGUUCGCAUGUUCCUCAGCCUUGGGACGAGUGGUGGAGAUGAUGAAGAGGCACCAGAAAAACUGAAAAAUAGAUUGGAUAACCUCACAUACCAAAUUAGACUGAAGGAUUUGGAUAUUAAAAACUUGAAGGAAGAAAAUGAAAAAUUUAAGUCUCAGAACAAAAAUCUGCUAGCUCAUGUCAAAGAGGUUGAAGAUCAAAUUCGCUUGAAUAAUACUGUCGUCAAGUCGAUGCAGGACCAAGUAAAGCUAAUGAAGGCGGAGUGCAAAGAGCUAUCAUUAAAAAGGCUUGAAGUAGAAGAGUAUAAGAAAAAAAUUGAGUCUUUGAAGAACGUGCAGAGACUGCUUGAUGGAUCACAGGAAGAAUGUGAGGAAGUCUUGAAAGAAAACAAACUAAACCAUAAUCACCUGGUUAGAUCUCUGAAUUUGUUCAAACGGGAAUCAGUAGAUCUGAGGAAAAAACUAACGUCUUUGAAAGAAGACAGAGCAUCCAGAGAGAAAAAAUUAAAUGAGCUAGUUUCAAAGCUUGUGGUUAUGAAAAGUGAUUAUCGUAAUACUUUAGCCAUAAAAACGAGAUUAGAAGAAGACUUAGAGCAUGCUGAAAAGGAGUUAGUGAAGUGGAAAAACAACUGUUUGUCUCUUCAAAAAACCAACGAAUCUUUAACAAAUGCUAAUAGUCCAAAAAGUAAUCUUCGAAAGCGGAUGAUCUUCGAAAGCCCUGCUCCAGCUAAUCUCAUCGGGCGUAAUUUAGAUUCUGAUUCUCCGUUUAAUGUCACAACAUAUGAUAUAACCACUCCCUCCCCAGUCGAAGCCCCAAAAGUUAGACCCUUCAUGAGCAAAUUGGCUGGCGAAGGUGCUUCCUCCUGCUCCUCGUCUCUGUUGCAAGCUUCAACGAGCAGUUCAUCUACCAGCUCAUCCAGUAGUGUAAAAUCUCCACAGAGUACAUCUAGCAUUAAUACUGUCUUGAGUGAUAAUAGUAGUAAUCGAAGCUUUGGGCGAGCAAACCGUUUCACAGCAGACCCAUGGAAAAAUAUUGGAAUAAUUCAAGGAUGCACAGCUGGACCGGAUAAAGUUUACGAUGGGCUUGGCGGUCACUCAAAAGUAGACCUUUUCCCGCAACCAAAGUUGGGUCCUUUAGUGAAGAAAAAGAAAGUUUCAAAUUUGAAAGUGCAGUGCAAAAAACAAAAAGUGGACAAAGAUCUACCCAAAAUUAGCUCAUUCCUAAAAACAUAUGACUUGACUGGUGAAAGCGAUGAUGAAGUGUUGUAAGAAGUUCAGCUUGUAAGUUCUUUAAAUACAUCUACAAGGAAAUUUCAGCGGUAAAGUAAUCUUUUCAAAAUUAAUUAUAUUCCUGUGUUGGGAUGGUUUUUCAGAAACUCUAGCUCAAUGUAAAUUUUGAAGCAUUUAGAUGAUGCAGUACCCAAGAAUUUCAAGUCAUCUAAUCAGGCUAAAGUCUAUCAAAUUUAUCAACUGGUAAAAGAUGUCCCUUCAAGUUUGUCCUUUGGACGUGUAUCAGUUCUAUUUUUAUUUCGAUUUUCAAAACUCCUCUUUGAGAGUUUAGAAUUUUUAUUAGGGAGCAAAAGGUGUUACAGGAGAAGAUCACUACACCAAACCUAGUGUCAAACUUUUUGAAUUAACUACAUAUUACUUCAGAUACACCAUUUUUAUGAGGAUAUGUUUAUGUCCUGCUCCGCUACUGCUCUUGUUAUUGGUAAUUGUCAGUCAACUGCCCAAUAUUUGGGCUUGUUGAAAUGCCUUUAUGCAAUCAAACCGUCUAUUCUAAUAUCAUAAGUCAUCAAGGAUUUACAUUGGCUUAUUGAUUUUCCUCAACUUGAAAGAAAAGAAAACAACUGCUUUCAAGAUACUCUCUCUUAGAGCUAGGUUGAUUUAUGAGGCUAUGAUUUGAUUUCAAUGUUGCCUUAAGCGAGGAACUGCUGAACCAUCUCACAAAUACAAAAUCCUAGUUUUUUCUACCUAUGGUCGUUUUAAGAUAGCUGCCAUUGUUGUGUUUUAUUUAUAGCUGGCUUAACAUACAUUAUUAUUCUGUUGAUUGAAUUUAAUUUGGGUCGUGUUAAUCUCUCUCAAACCCUCAAUUGUUAAAGAUCGUGCAGAUUCUACUCAACAGACACUCAACUUCUCAUUGUAAUCUGUAAAUUAUCACCUUGUAUCACUCUAAUCUGUAAAUUACAAUUAAACUGAAGUGUACUCAAUAAAAUAUUUUCUAUGCAGCUUUCUGCACUUAAAUACAACAACGCAUCAGAAUUAACAAAAUAUAAUGAGCACUAACAAUGCAACACUAAAGCUGUGCAACUCUUUGAGUCAAAUCUUAGCCUGUCCUGUGUAUUGUUUCGGUCGUUAAACUAUUGUAUUAGAGAAAGACGGCUCUUUAUAGUUUUUUGUUGCAACAAUUAAAAGUAAUAAAUUUAGAACUAUGCAAGAAGUUCUCCUACAUCUUCAUGCCUUAUUUUAAUGUUUGUAGUAGAAAGACUAUGCUGUGAUAUUAUUCGUAAGUUUCCAACUGAUUUUUUUCUAUUUAAACAAAUAUAAAAAAAUAAAACAGUCCUGAUCCUACGCUUUUCUAUGCUAUAGCUGCAUUACCAUAGACCCUUUAGACUAAAUCGAACAGGUAGGAAUCAAUUCACAUUUUGGUCAAAAAUGAUUCAGGAGUAGUUUUGAACUCAUAGACUUUCGGAGUUUUCAUAGUAGGUACCUUUUGCAUUGGAGUUCUUACCCUGUUACAAGUAAUGAACAAUUAAUAUACCUUUGGCAUCCCAGAAAACGAUUGCCAUUAUUUUGCGCCCUGACAUUCUUCCGUCAACCGCCUUUGAUUUUUUGGGUCUGGAUAAAUAAAGACCCAUGGCGGAAGGAGGUGAGCGCAAAAAAAAGUUAAAUAUAACAACACAAUGAUCAAAUUUCAAAAACUUUAAAGCGAUAGAAAACUGUGAGUAUGACCAAUAAAAUUAUUUUUUUGACUUUGCUCUCUCUAUUAUAGUUAUUGAGUCGUAAAAUGAGGAAAUGUAAUUUUUGGAAUACCCUCGUAUUUUAAACAAUAAAAUCUUGUUAAUGUGAGUUCCUUGUUUUAGUGAAGAUAAAGAGUAAAAGUAAGAGUUUUUAGUGAGUAAAUAGACUUCUACUGAAAAAUCACUGUCCUUCCCCUAAGCUCAGAUCACUGAGGCAUUACCCAGUGCAUGGUAGUGAUAACAAAAAGGGUUCUUCAUCUCCUGUUUUUUUGUUCUUUUUUUGCAUGUUUUAAUUUUCGUCCUGCUCAAUUUGGGAAAUUAUUUCUGUACCUGUAUUGAUUUUUACGAAGAAUGUAGUAAAUAGUAAUGUUACGUAAAAAA
This is a messenger RNA of Bemisia tabaci, 3664 nucleotides long. RefSeq names its product E3 ubiquitin-protein ligase TRAIP. Gene Ontology annotation, biological process: replication fork processing; protein ubiquitination. The record is from RefSeq and is a predicted model, not a curated record. NCBI's taxonomy places the organism in Eukaryota, Metazoa, Arthropoda, Insecta, Hemiptera, Aleyrodidae. Gene Ontology annotation, molecular function: ubiquitin protein ligase activity. Gene Ontology annotation, cellular component: site of DNA damage; nucleus.